UCCUCGGGAUAAGUGUGGGGGAGGCUGAUUGGGGGGCUCAUCCGGCUCCAACGCCCGAGGCUCCGAAAAGAGAGAGUUGGCGGAGGGAGCGGACCCCGUGCGGGGCCAUGGCCUAGGCCCUUCGGCCCCGGCCCUGGCCGCAAUGACCUCUUUGCCCUGCCCCCUCCCUGGCCCGGACGCCUCCAAAGCCGUCUUCCCGGACAUCGCCCCCGUCCCAUCGGUAGUGGCUGCCUACCAGCUUGGCCUGUCCCCUGCAACCGCAGCCGCCUCCGAUUUGCCCUAUUCUGGGCCGUAUGGCCACGUCCUGCCCUAUCCCUACACUGGGCCGGCGACCCCCGGAGACUCCUACCUGCCCUGCCAGCUACCCACGGCGCCGUCUCAGCAGUCUCAUCAAGAGCGGGAGCCAGACUCGGAGAAGCCGCCGCUGUCCCCGGAGCCCUCAGAGCGGCGCCCGCAGGCCUCGACCAAGAAGCUCCGGAAGCCGAGGACCAUCUAUUCGAGUCUGCAGCUGCAGCACCUGAACCAGCGUUUCCAGCACACGCAGUACCUGGCUCUGCCCGAGAGGGCCCAGCUGGCCGCGCAGCUUGGCCUCACCCAGACACAGGUAAAGAUCUGGUUUCAGAACAAACGUUCCAAGUACAAGAAGCUCCUGAAGCAGAACUCUGGGCGACAGGAAGGGGACUUCCCUGGGAGGUCCCCCUCCCUGUCUCCCUGUUCCCCACCCCUUCCAUCCCUCUGGGAUCUACCCAAGGCAGGGGCCCUGCCCAUCAGUGGCUAUGGCAACAACUUCGGAGCCUGGUAUCAGCAUCACUCCCCUGAUGUCCUGGCUCCACCUCAGAUGAUGUGAAUCUGGGGACGAGCAGGUCAGGCUCCCAGCCCUCCUAUAGCGCCCAGGCAGGACCCAGCCCACCUGCACCCCUUCUGGGCCAGGAGGAAGCCAGAUCCAGAUGGGUUUUCUCAGGAGGAUGAGGAGCUAGAGGAGAAAACGGAUGCGGUGGAGUCCUUUCCUCCUUGCCUCAUAACCCAAACAGCCUUGGCCAUUGCCCCCCACCACCACCAAGGACUGGACACCUUCCCUCCAGCUGGUCAGAGGCUCUGGAGAGAGACUCACUGGCUGGAGUUCAGACUUCCCAGGACCCCUAGUCUUGCCACUCCUUGAAAGGACCGCAGUCCCACCACAACCUGGGGUUCAACCAGCAACAAACACUGAGUGUUUUUUCUCUUUGUGUGCCUUGGGCCCUGCCCAACCCACUGGUGAGUAAAAGCAGAAGUGAAGUGGACAUCCAGAGUCUUCAAGUUGACCACCAUCGAGACCCACCCACUGAUUUUUCCUGAUUUUUAUCCCCAUAACUGAUACACCUACUCACCAUCCUAUGAGGUAGAUGGGAUGGAGUAGUUUUGUGCACCUAUGGGUAAUUUUUACUCUCUUCCUAAAAAAGCCCCUCUUUUCCCCAUGUCUACCCACUAUGAGUAGAUAAUGGAUCCAAUUACCCAUCUAGUUCAAUGAGUACUUAUUAAGAGUCUGAUUCCUAUCCCUAAUUCCUAAACAAAUCCACAUGCACACACUCUCUGGAACCCAGCACGGUAACACUUUGGGGAGAAUGGGGACAAGUGUAGGUAGAGAUGCCCCCAAAUAGGUGGGGUGAGCCCAGCAGUUUAGCUCCUCACAGCUGUCUCUGUCGAAUAGAACUGCUCAUAUUUAUAACCAAUCUGACUAGCAGCCCCCCAAGCUCUUACCAUCCCCCAUAUCAUGA
This is a messenger RNA of Balaenoptera ricei (Rice's whale), 1754 nucleotides long. RefSeq names its product distal-less homeobox 4 (gene DLX4). Gene Ontology annotation, molecular function: DNA-binding transcription factor activity, RNA polymerase II-specific; RNA polymerase II cis-regulatory region sequence-specific DNA binding. The record is from RefSeq and is a predicted model, not a curated record. The transcript is spliced from 3 exons. Lineage: Eukaryota; Metazoa; Chordata; Mammalia; Artiodactyla; Balaenopteridae. Gene Ontology annotation, biological process: cell differentiation; negative regulation of transcription by RNA polymerase II; embryo development. Bases 143 to 847 code for a protein of 234 amino acids.